AUGCAGAAAUCUACAAACUCUGGUAUCUCCAUGGAAAUGCUGAAUCCCACCUGCCAAGGCACCGGAGCUGUGCAAAUGAGAAUCAAAAAUGCCAAUAGCCACCAUGACAGGCUGAGCCAAAGUAAAUCCAUGAUCCUCACUGAUGCUGGGAAGGUCACCGAACCCGUAUCCCGACAUAGACGGAAUCACUCACAACAUGUUUUGAAAGAUGUCAUUCCUCCACUGGAAACGGUGAUGGUUGAAAAAGAAGGUUAUCUUCAAAAAGCUAAAAUUGCAGAUGGAGGAAAGAAACUAAGGAAAAACUGGACUACUUCUUGGGUCGUUCUUUCUAGUCAAAGCAUUGAAUUUUACAAAGAAUCCAAGCAACAGGCCCCAUCUAAUACGAAAACUGGGCAGAAGCCAGAAAGUGUGGAUUUGUGUGGCGCACGUAUCGACUGGGCCAAGGACAAGUCAAGCAGAAAGAAUGUCUUUCAGAUCACAACAAUAUCAGGAAAUGAGUUUCUCCUACAGUCAGAUAUCGACUUCAUCAUAUUGGAUUGGUUUCACGCAAUCAAAAAUGCAAUUGACAGAUUGUCAAAGGAUCCAAGUAACCUAUCAAGAAACCUGAAAUUAUUCAAAAUCCAGAGAUCCUCUAGUACUGAAUUGCUAAAUCACUAUGAUAGUGGUAUAAAAGAACAGAAACCAGAGCACAGAAAAUCUUUAAUGUUCAGACUGCAUCACAGUGCUUCUGAUACAAGCGACAAAAACCGAGUUAAAAGCAGAUUAAAGAAGUUUAUUACCCGAAGACCUUCUCUGAAAACUCUGCAAGAAAAAGGACUUAUUAAAGAUCAAAUUUUUGGCUCUCAUCUGCACACAGUGUGUGAACGUGAAAAUUCUACAGUUCCACGGUUUGUAAAGCAAUGCAUUGAAGCUGUCGAAAAGAGAGGUCUAGAAGUUGAUGGAAUAUAUCGAGUUAGUGGGAAUCUGGCUACAAUACAGAAGUUAAAAUUUAUUGUCAACCAAGAAGAGAAGCUGAAUUUGGACGACAGCCAGUGGGAGGACAUCCACGUUGUCACCGGAGCACUGAAGAUGUUUUUCCGGGAGCUGCCUGAGCCGCUCUUCCCUUACCGCUUCUUUGAGCAGUUUGUGGAUGCGAUUAAAAACCAAGACAACAGCAAAAGAAUUGAAGCUAUAAAGUCUCUUGUGCAAAAACUCCCUCCGCCAAAUCGUGACACCAUGAAUGUUCUCUUCGGACAUCUAAAUAAGAUAGUGGCCAACGCCUCAAAAAACCUCAUGUCCACACAGAGCUUAGGGAUUGUGUUUGGACCCACCCUUCUGCGAGCUGAAAAUGAAAUGGGGGAUAUGGCGAUACACAUGGUGUACCAGAACCAGAUCGCAGAGCUCAUGCUGAGCGAGUACAGUCAGAUCUUCAGCUGAGAGGAAGACUGACAGACAAGACAAGUCACUGAAUGUGUUCACAUCUGUCUUGAUGCCUAAUAUUUUUACAUUUCUGUAAACAUAUUUCUGAAAUAUUUUUUUGCCUUUCAAGCGACAGAUGCCUCAUUUUGUGAAAACUUAAUGAUGAUUUUGUGUUUAAGUUCCAAACAUUUGAAUAAAAUAGUUG
Molecule: messenger RNA, 1603 nt
Organism: Sorex araneus (European shrew)
Lineage: Eukaryota; Metazoa; Chordata; Mammalia; Eulipotyphla; Soricidae
Gene: ARHGAP15
Product: Rho GTPase activating protein 15
Exons: 13
Coding region: 1-1416 (471 amino acids)
Biological process (GO): regulation of GTPase activity; signal transduction
Cellular component (GO): cytoplasm
Source: RefSeq, a predicted model, not a curated record